AUGCUGCGCUGUCUCUGCGUCGUUGUCGUGGUCGUUGUGUUGCUACCGUCGCCGCCGAUCCUCGCCAGCCCGAGGCUAGCCUUUGCCAACGAGUCGGUCCUCUUGUUCCCGCAACCAACGAGUGUCUUUCAGUUCACCAUAGGGGUCUCGGUGCCGAUCGUCAUGAGCAAGAAGGGUGGCAUCGUCUUUUCGGUCGGGUUUCAGUUCAACUACGCUCUACCGAUGAACCUGAGCCAACUCGAGCCCAUGGUCAUACACGCGCGCGCCGACGAUCCGACGCAACUGAGCUUGGCACACGUUUACGCCUCGAUCGAGGGACUCUUGGAGAGGUAUGGCUGGAGGGAGGGUAGGUCGUGCCUGCUGAGGACGAUCUGCGAGCUGGCCGACACGCCGAUCGAUCGAACCGGCACCGACAUCGUCGAGGAGAUCAUCCAUCUGCUUCUGACGCCAUCCGAGGACGGGAGCAAUGGUCAUGGCUGGACCGACGAGGCGAGGCUGUACGAGGAGGCCGAGUGGCUGGGCAGCCAAGGGGGCACCUGCUCUACGGCCUACAGAGAUUGCGUCAGCUCGCCCCUGGACUACAUUACCGAGCUUGCGGCUUUCGGCUGA
Molecule: messenger RNA, 609 nt
Organism: Copidosoma floridanum
Lineage: Eukaryota; Metazoa; Arthropoda; Insecta; Hymenoptera; Encyrtidae
Source: RefSeq, a predicted model, not a curated record